Molecule: messenger RNA, 1056 nt
Organism: Myripristis murdjan (pinecone soldierfish)
Lineage: Eukaryota; Metazoa; Chordata; Actinopteri; Holocentriformes; Holocentridae
Product: protein Wnt-8-like
Exons: 6
Coding region: 1-1056 (351 amino acids)
Biological process (GO): multicellular organism development; cell fate commitment; neuron differentiation
Cellular component (GO): extracellular region
Molecular function (GO): frizzled binding; cytokine activity
Source: RefSeq, a predicted model, not a curated record
AUGCUUCUUUCGGUGUUUUGGUUGCUGACAAUUCUUCAGUGCAAAAGCUGUCCGGGACAUGCUUGGGUCGCAAAUAACUUACUAAUGACUGGGCCCAAGGCCUAUCUGACCUACGCGGGCAGUGUACAGGUGGGUGCACAGAGUGGAAUAGAAGAGUGUAAACACCAGUUUGCGUGGGAUCGGUGGAACUGUCCGGACAGCGCCGUCCAACUGAGAGGACUAAAAAGCGCCACCAGAGAGACGUCUUUCGUUCAUGCCAUCAGUGCAGCUGGGGUCAUGUACACAUUGACCAGGAACUGUAGCCUUGGGGACCUCGACAACUGCGGCUGUGACGUUUCAAAGAACGGGAAAAUUGGCGGACGUGGCUGGCUAUGGGGAGGCUGCAGUGAUAACGUGGAUUUCGGGGAGAGGAUCUCCAAACAAUAUGUGGACGCACAGGAGACUGGCCAGGACUCCCGGGCUGCUGUCAACCUACACAACAACGAGGCCGGGAGGAUGGCUGUGAGGGCAACUAUGAAGCGCAUCUGCAGAUGUCAUGGCAUGUCAGAGAGCUGCAGCGUCCAAACUUGCUGGACACAGCUGUCCAACAUGAGGGACAUUGGUAACUAUUUGAAGAUGAAGCACGACCAGGCCCAGAAACUUGAGAUAGACAAAAAGCGGAUGAGAGCUGGCAAUAGCGCAGACAACCGUGGUGCCAUUGUGGAUGCUGUUGGCAGCAUAGCCCAGACGGAACUCAUUUAUCUGGAGGACUCUCCCGACUACUGCAGGAAGAACAUCAGUCUGGGACUACACGGGACCGAGGGCCGGGAGUGUCUGCAGCAUGGAGACGGUUUAACCCAAUGGGAGAGACGGAGUUGCCGCAGGUUGUGUCACGAUUGUGGCCUCAGGGUGGAGGAGAGGCGAACCGAGGUGGUCAGCAGCUGCAACUGUAAAUUCCACUGGUGCUGCAAGGUGAAGUGUGAGGACUGCUCUCAUGUUAUAGUCAAACAUGUGUGCGCCAGGAGAGAGAGCGGACAUGGACAUGCCUUCAGAAGGAGAUAUCGUGGACCUAAAUAA